AUGUGGGACAACCGAUGCGUUGUUGUUGAGAGCGGCCGCGAGCUGCGCAUAGGACUUGACGUGUCAUGCGACAUCGUCGUGCAGCCGCCCCAAUCGCGUGCCGCCGGGGCUCACAUCGUCGCUUCCCGCCAUCCUAUCCUGGCUCGUAUUUCUUGCACCGCGGAGGAGGAGCUGCUGCUCAGCAUCCCCGCCGCUAGCAUUGCUGUGUACGUGAACAAUAUUAAAGUGGGGAUGCAUAGCCGACCCUUGCGGCUUCCCCCCGGCUCUUUUGUCUCAUUCAUCAAAUGUUGCAAGCAAACGACGUUUCGUUUCUUUACAAUCAGCACGUAUUCGGUUGCGGUGCCAACGCCGGAGAGCACCUCAAAUGUAUCGACUCCCGAAGCCUUGGAGAAAAGCCUUCGAAACAAGCCAUUACUGCUGCUACCUCUGGCACCAACUGGUGGUGAGGUUGAAGAAAUAAAUUCUCCGCGAUCGCCACGUGUGGUGCAAAUUGUGGGGUCUGCCAAAGAAAACAAAGCGGAGUUGUUGAUGGCAUCAUACGAAUCACAGCCUUUAGAGGAAACAGAGAAAAGUUCCUGUCAAGGUCUCACGGAUCCUGGGAGCUCGGGUUUCACUCACAAUAUGCCGCCGUACAUGGGCAAGGCGGAUACUUACCUGCCACCAUCACCACAUGCCAUUGUGCCCUACGUUGUGGAGUUGUUGGGGGAGCGUGCCGCUCUUCACACUAUUAUGGAUCAGAGUAGUCUGAGCGCCUCAGAAAUCGGCCAGUCGUCGGAUCCAAAAAGCACAAAAACGAAGCUCAGCCAUCAUGUUUUGGAUGAUCCCUACAUGACAUGCCACGGGUACGAGGUGUUAAAAGGAGUUCGUUACAUGCGCUUUGAGACGCCGGUGCGUUCAGCGGCGGCAAAUGUAUUGGAAUGCAUUGAGGAUGCCUACGAACCGGAAGAGGGUAUUUUUUUGAAAUUCACCGAAAGCAGUAGAAAAAUGCUUUUGGAACAAUUUUUUCUUCUGGCGGAGCAUGCGAUCAUGACAAUGUCAUUUUCACCGUUAACGAUACGGCGUCGGUCACCCAUUUUCUGCUGUGGUGACAUUCAUGGUAGUUUUGCUGAUCUAAAGUUCAUUGCUGAUAGCGUGGUACCCUUCCGUCACUGGUCUCUCAUGACAACACCGGUGCUGUUUCUUGGCGACUACGUGGAUCGUGGCUUACACGACGUGGAGGUUGUCUUGUACCUCCUCUCCUGGCAGACUCUUUGCCCGGAGAAUGUCAUCAUUCUUCGUGGCAAUCAUGAAGAUGAGGAGAUAAAUGGUGACGUUGAAACUUAUGGUGAUUUGUCCUUCCGCAAAAAGUGCUGGGAUUUCUUUGGCAAUAAAGAUGGCGAGAUGUUUUGGAGACGCGUGAAUGAUGUCUUUGCGACGCUUCCGCUAAUGGCGAUUGUGGACGACACCAUUUUUGCGUGUCAUGGGGGUAUUCCGCUGCUGCGUUUUAACUUGGACGAGCCUGCGCCUCGCGGGCGAGAGGAGCAGCCGCCCCAAGAAGGGCAGCAGAGGCGUGAGAAGGAAGGGGAGGAAAGGGAUAAAUGCCCGUCUUCCCCGAGGGAAUUCACAGCAGGCAACGAUGGCGUUCCACACGAGGAUCUUCUAAAGCUUCUUAUGGACGGCACCCCGAGUGAGUUGAGUGAACUUCGUUUUCGCUGUCUGAUGCCGGUCGAUAAUGAAGAGGGUCGGACUGCGCAGUUUCGCCGUCUGGUGCGCGAGCUGCUCUGGAACGAUCCCGUCUCUUCUUCUGUCACUUGUGACACUCCGUUGCUACGAAGUGGAGAAGGCAUUUUUGGUCAGGCAUCAGACGAGCAUGCUUUUCGCCAUGAAACAUUUGAUGCACACGGGUUCCGCAGUAAUAUGGGACGAGGUGAUGAUCGGAACAUCAUACGCGAGUUUACGGCAUUCGCACUUGAGUCCUUUAUGCAGCGGUGGGGGUUCACGCUGCUGAUCCGUGCGCACCAACAGAAGAUGUCUGGUUUGGAGAUGGGCUUCUCUGGCCGCAUCCUAACGCUUUUCUCUUGCUGUAACUACCUGGAAGACAUGAACAGAGCUGGUGCGUGCAUCAUCCUAAAUCAAGAGGUGCGCCCGAUCUCGUGGCGCCGCUCUGCUGGACGUCGUGUUGCGGAGGAGAAAUUUGAGCCUUUGCAGAGGCGUGCGGGGCCUGCGCUAUGGAGCUCCGGCUCACUUCCCGAGAGUUUCUGCAGUAUCAAAGAACGCCCCAUGAAGAAGCCGGUAGUGCCAUCCUACGUGGGGUCGUCGGUCGUGAGUUUUGGGUAG
Messenger RNA from Trypanosoma cruzi, 2316 nucleotides. RefSeq names its product protein phosphotase, putative. Lineage: Eukaryota; Euglenozoa; Kinetoplastea; Trypanosomatida; Trypanosomatidae. The coding region runs from base 1 to 2316 and encodes 771 amino acids. Gene Ontology annotation, molecular function: protein serine/threonine phosphatase activity. Gene Ontology annotation, cellular component: nucleus; cytoplasm. The transcript has a single exon. The record is from RefSeq and is a predicted model, not a curated record.